AUGAACCGCUCUGAGGAGAACCGGAGCUCCUCCGCCUUCACCUCCACCCUGAGCCCCGCCGCGGACUCCUGCGUGGGGGUGGCCAUCCUCUCCGUGGUCCUGCUCUCUGUCCUGGGCAACGGGCUGGUUCUGCUCGUUUGUUACCGCAGGAGGAACAAGUUGGUGGGCUCGGAGCUGCUGUGCGUCAACCUGGCCCUGGCCGACUUCCUGGUCUGCAUCUGCUUCUACCCAUUCUCCAUCAUAUCCUCGUUCAGCCACAGCUGGCUGGGAGGAAACAUCACGUGUGUGUACUACGGUCUCGGCUGCUUCUUCUGCGGCCUGUGUGGCAUGUUCACUGUGGCAGCCAUCAGCGUCACCCGCUACAUGAAGAUCUGCAACAGCUUGGUUUACGAUGUGUGGUUAGAAGAAUCUAACAUCCGGCUGAUGUGCUUUGCCAUCUGGCUGGUGGCCGUGGUGUGGUCCUGCCUCCCUCUGUUCGGAUGGGGCGAGUACGUCCCCGAGCCGUACGGCCUGUCCUGCACCGUGGCCUGGAGGGGCUACCACUCAUCCACCAAGGACGCCUUCUACAUCAUCUGUACCUUCACCGUCUUCGCGCUGAUCCCCGUCGUCCUCAUCGUGGUGUCUCAGUGUCUGAUCCUCGCCAAGCUUAACCGCUAUUCCUACUCUUUGUCUGCGAGGGGCAUCCGCAACAACAUGCGAUACAUCGAAAAACGACUCUCCAUGAUGUUCUUCUGCGUCAGCCUGGGGUUUGUGAUUGCCUGGGCGCCGUACGCUAUCGUGUCCUUUCUCUUCAUUUUCCACGAGGAGCAUGUGUACAUGGCUUCUGAGGGAUACCUGUUUCCCGCACUCUUCGCUAAAAGCUCGCACAUCUACAACCCGUUCAUCUACUUCUACUUCAACAGGACGUUUCAGAAGGAGCUCCGCCACAUGCUCCGUUCAAUCGGGCGCAAGCUUGGAGGAAAUCGAGUGAGUGUCCACGUCCCCAUCGAACACCAUUUUCCCAUCCACAUCCAGCUGCAGGAAAGAAGAUGCGUCCGGAAGAAGAGAGGUGGUGUGUCUCAGGACAGAACUCGCAGCAAAAGCAAGAGCAAAGAACAAGAAAAAUGCAUCACCAACAACCAGAAGCUGGUUCAAACCUGCUGGGAAUCAACGGCGAAAGAAGCCCCCAAGAUUUUGGAAAAGAAUCCUGGAAAAGACAUCAAGCCUGUGUCCUUAUGAACUGUUUAAAUGGGGGAUUUAUCUCAGAAUCAGAAACAGAAACAGGUUUAUUACCAGGUAGGUUUACACUUAUGAGGAAUUUGACUAGGUGUCGUGGUGCAUACAUAAAAGUAAAACAACAAUUUAAACACAGAUAGAGAACUAGAACAAAUAUUAAAAUAAUAAAAAAUAUAGUCAAAUAUAAAUAUAACAGUAUUUACAUGGAAUGGAAUAAAAAGGAAUAAAAUAUGGAAUAAAAAAAAAUUCGGCAGUAAUAAGAAAAGAAGUGAGCCUUAUUGAUGAGGCUGGUAGCAGAGGGGAAGAAACUGUUCAGCUGGCGAGAGACACCUUUGGUUGGUUUUGACACCAAGCAAAAAGCCUGGUGUUUCAGUGUAUUCUCUCAGACUAGUGCUAUUGCUAGAGUGAGAUGCAGAGACGAAAUGUAUCUGUGGGUGAAGUGCUGUGUCAUUCCAAAUCCUUCAUUUCUAUUGCAUUCACUGCAUUUGUUCAAAGUCAUUCAAUUCAUCCAUUGGAAAUUCCAUUUAGAUAAUAAUCAUGUUCCAAGUGCUGUGUUUUUUUUUGUAAAGUGCUUAUAUAUAAGAGUUUCUAUGUGCCUACAGUCCAUCAAUAAUAUGUUGUAGCUGUGUAGCAAAGCUUGUCCUUGGUUCUCACAGCAACUUGAUUUAUGGGACAAAAACGUUCUGGAAAUGUCAGGUAAACUUGUUACAUGCAACUAUAAUCUGUGUUACAUAACUUUAACGUUUCUUUUCACUUGCACUACAAAUCAGAGAGGUGAAACUUUCCUCUCUGCUUUUAUUUUCUCAUCACAGAAGGGGAUAAUAAUGUUGAUAGUCGAUGUACAAGUUGCAAUGAAACAAAGCCAUCGUUGAUGUUAUAUCAUAUCUUUUUUAACAACGCCAGCAGUGUGAAUCGUUCACAUUGGUCAGGGCUUAAUAUCUAAAAAAUGUUUGGAUGGAUUAUCAUGAAAUGCUGAAAGGACAUUCUUGUUCCCCAGGAGAAGACGAGACUGUGACUUUGGUGAUCCUCUGACAUUUCCUCUAAUUCCACUUUGAGGCUCACGUUGAUUAAAACUUCUGAACAAGUGCAAGAGGAACUGCCUUCAAAAUCUGCGCUGAUAUCAGAGGAUUAUUAUCAGGGACUUUGGGGAUAUAUCUUUUUAUAUCACCAUUUCUAUUUGUCCAAUGUCAGCAAGUGAAUGACAUUUCACUCAGCCUUAGCUGUAGUUUGUAUCAGUAUGUAAGCAUUGCAUUUGUCAGAUUUGUGUUCUUGCUGGUGUUAGCAUUUAGCUGAAAGUAGUGCUGUGCUUUCUGCUGCCCGAAUGUCAUAUCAAAGGUAUAUUAUUUCCGAGGUUCUGACCUGCUAAUAGCAUUCACGUCAACCCCAAACUCAUAAGUGUGACAUGGAAACUGGGAUUUUAUCAGAGAAACAUAAAACAUAGUGGAUUUGGCACUAAUGUGAAUAUAGUCAAUACACUGUAUGUUAUUCCAACUCAAAAAUACGUCUUAAAAAAGUGAAUAUUUGCAAGUCAUAAUCACAGGAAUCUCUUCCAUCUAUCCCGUUUCCAUAUCCCAUAUUUAUUUUGUCCUUACAUUUCUUUGUAUAUUAUUGUGAAUUAAAUAAUUAUUUUCCAGCAAGUAUAAAUUCUGACUUUUGAGAUCAAUUUUAAAUGAAUGAUUAGCUUUAUGUAUCUGUGAAAGUGUAGCAACGUCACACAUCAUACCUCAACUACUAACCUCAAGUAAAAGGGACAACCUGAUGUUGAUAUUUAUAUAUAUGGAGCUACAUAUGGAGAUCCAUGUUAUGGUUCUUCAUGU
Molecule: messenger RNA, 3032 nt
Organism: Trematomus bernacchii (emerald rockcod)
Lineage: Eukaryota; Metazoa; Chordata; Actinopteri; Perciformes; Nototheniidae
Gene: opn8c
Product: opsin 8, group member c
Exons: 4
Coding region: 1-1218 (405 amino acids)
Biological process (GO): G protein-coupled receptor signaling pathway
Cellular component (GO): membrane
Molecular function (GO): G protein-coupled receptor activity
Source: RefSeq, a predicted model, not a curated record